This is a messenger RNA of Neoarius graeffei (lesser salmon catfish), 3822 nucleotides long. It is a transcript of the gene phospho2, whose product is annotated as phosphatase, orphan 2. The transcript is spliced from 2 exons. NCBI's taxonomy places the organism in Eukaryota, Metazoa, Chordata, Actinopteri, Siluriformes, Ariidae. The coding region runs from base 89 to 829 and encodes 246 amino acids. Gene Ontology annotation, molecular function: phosphatase activity. The record is from RefSeq and is a predicted model, not a curated record.
CGGUUUACAGUUAGAUACAGUUCUAGUAAUAAAAAGGUACACGGGUUUGUGUUCAUCUGAAUUGCUAACCAGUUAGCUGUGGAAGAAGAUGAAGAAGAUCUUAGUGGUGUUUGAUUUUGAUCACACGCUGGUCGACAGCAACAGUGACACAUGGCUGAUCCAAUGCGCACCUGAGCAGAGCUUACCUGCCUGGCUUGAGAAUUCAUACCAGAGAGGACGCUGGACCGAGUACAUGGGUCGAGUGUUUACAUACAUCGGAGAUCAGUCUGUCCGUCCGGAUGCCAUACGGGAAGUCAUGCAGAUGAUCCCAUUCACGGACGGAAUGAUUGACCUGCUCAAGUUCAUCUAUCAAAGCAAGAGCGACAUUGAUUGCAUUAUUGUCUCUGAUUCUAACACUCUGUUCAUAGACUGGAUUUUAGAAGCCGGUGGUGUGACAUGUGCCAUCGAUAGCGUCUUCUCAAACCCGGCCAAGAUUGACCAGCGUGGGUACAUUGAAGUCCGGUGCUUUCAUUCGCACUCGUGCGAGCGCUGUCCGGUUAACAUGUGCAAGCAGAAAGUGUUAAGUGAUUUUCGAGACCAGCAGGCGGACGCUGGGGUCCAAUACCACACUGUGUGUUAUGUAGGAGAUGGAACAAAUGAUUUCUGUCCCGUUAAGAUUUUAAACGAGGGGGAUAUUGCGAUGCCACGGAAAGGGUACAGCCUUGAAAAACUGCUGGCCAAAACCAGGAGUGAAAGUAAUGCCCCUAAGGCGCAAGUGAUACCCUGGAGCAGCGGGACUGAAAUACUUAACCAGCUGAAAAUCAUCCAAAAGCAGGCUGAACUAUUUUAAAGCAGUAGUGAACAGCUAAUUAUUUAUAGUACUGUGCAAAAGUCUUAGGCACCCUUUUUUCAAAUAAACUUUGUUAUAAAUUUCUAUUUUAUGACUUCUACAUCAUCAAGUCAGGAAGAAUAUUUUAGAGUUCCAAACGUUAGUUUUCCAGCACAAAAUUAAACGUUACAGAAAAAACAAUUGGUAUCUGAGCAGCAUAUUACAUAAGAGAUUAAAAAAAGAAAACAUAAUGAAGGCUGCUGGGUUUUGGUGCAAAAUGAAGAAGCGAGUGUGCCAGUCAAAGUGUCCAGAAGAACUGUGGCUGGUUCUGUAAGAUGCUCAGUAAAACCUACAGCUCAUUUCCGCAUAAAACUGCACCUCGGAGUACUUUUUUAUUUUUAUUUUUUUUAAAAAGCAAAACGUACCUUUGCACAGUACUGUAUAUAGAGAUAUAAUAUAAAAUAGCUUCAUAUCGUCUGAAGAAUAAUAAUUAGAGCCGAGCAGUGGAUGAGUCGCAGCUCGGACAGUUCUGCAGUUUAAAUGAAAAACUUUAGCUACAUUUGUAAUGAGUUUAUCGAUUUGUUGCUUGAUUCUGUAUUUUAAUUUUUGCUUUGAUUUCAUUUUUGUUUCGUUGAUGUCACAGGAGUACAUUGUUAUUGCUAGUGCAGUUACUAUGGUGUUUAAUAUCAGGAAAAAAAACACACGAAAAGCUCGAACACGAGGGACAGUGAUCCUGUUUCACUUUCUCAUUAAAAACGAAACCAUAAGAGCUGCAUGUCUCAUUCACUGUUUUCCACGUCACGUUAAUGAAAAAUCCAGCGUAGAUGUAGUAGAGACAGUGGUGCAAAUGCAGGACUCGAAAUCCCAGAAUGCAGUGCAGCUGUACGAAGCAGAUAUGCUGAGUCAUGGCAGUGUUUCAGCUCUCAAGCAACAAGACUCUGAGCUCAGAGAGUUUGCAGAAAAGUCAAUCGAUAACAAAAGCCGAGUCAGUCAGUCUGCACAGUGAUCUGACUCUAAAUCACAAAGUGUUCAUUUUUAUAGUGUUCUAACAUCGUGUUUGAGACAAUUUUCUAACUAUAAUGAAUUCUGAUUGGUUGGUUCACACACCUCAGGCCAUCCUUAAAAAAAAUCCGUUUCCUGUCCACCGGGUGAGCAAAAAAAUUUUCAGUAGGGAGGGAGGGAUUUUUUUUUUUGUAAUUCGUUCUUUUUAUUUGCUACAGGCACAGUUUUUAAUUCUGUCCAGCCAACCUGCAUUAGUUCCGUAAACGCAUUUUUUUUGUUCAGUUCCGUUCUCAUUUUGAAUAGAUCUACACUACCGUUCAAAAGUUUGGGGUCACUUUGAAAUGUCCUUAUUUUUGAAAGAAAAGCACUGUUCUUUUCAAUGAAGAUCACUUUAAACUAAUCAGAAAUACACUCUAUACAUUGCUAAUGUGGUAAAUGACUAUUCUAGCUGCAAAUGUCUGGUUUUUGGUGCAAUAUCUCCAUAGGUGUAUAGAGGCCCAUUUCCAGCAACUCUCACUCCAGUGUUCUAAUGGUACAAUGUGUUUGCUCAUUGCCUCAGAAGGCUAAUGGAUGAUUAGAAAACCCUUGUACAAUCAUGUUAGCACAGCUGAAAACAGUUUAGCUCUUUAGAGAAGCUAUAAAACUGACCUUCCUUUGAGCAGAUUGAGUUUCUGGAGCAUCACAUUUGUGGGGUCGAUUAAAUGCUCAAAAUGGCCAGAAAAAUCUCUUGACUAUAUUUUCUAUUCAUUUUACAACUUAUGGUGGUAAAUAAAAGUGUGACUUUUCAUGGAAAACACAAAAUUGUCUGGGUGACCCCAAACUUUUGAACGGUAGUGUAAAGUGUAAAAGUAGGUAAUGAAUUUCGCAUAACAAAACUCAAAAGCUGUUUGUAACGUCUCAGAUGGAUCAAGAUCAAACGAAUUUUCCAGUAACGGUUUGUGAUGGUCCGACACAUGGACUUUUUGUAGUUCUAAAUCGACCGUAGGCCUAGUUCGGAUGAAAUUACACUAUUAAAAUGAUCACUGAAUGAUUUGUUUUUCUGAAUCUUUACUAUUUUGUUGUUCGCUAGAAUACCAUUUUGCGAUUUCACACUUAAGCAAAUGUUUGAAAACUCUGGAUCUCCUUCCUUCAUGGUGGCUGCCGUUUUUUUUGUGCCGCAUGUGCAGAGCUGAUUUGAUUCUAUAUUAUGCGCGGAAUGCAUAAAUGUCAAGUUCGAUUUUAGAUUUACGAACCCGAAAAAAAUUUCGAAAAACCGGCAUUAAAAAAAAAAAUUUCAACCGCACAAACGGCACUCACCCGGCCGGUGGACCAGAAGCAGAAAAUUUUUUAAUAAUGGCCUCACCAGACUAGACCUCGCUUCCACCAGUAUUUUCAGUUGGUCCAUAUAAAUCCUCAAAGCUAUAAGUUUGUCUCCACCAAUAUUUCCAGCAUGGCACUGAUGUCCAUCCAUUAUCUGUAGCCGCUUAUCCUGUUCUACAGGGUUGCGGGCAAGCUGGAGUCUAUCCCAGCUGACUAUGGGUGAGAGGCGGCGUACAAGUUGCCAGGUCAUCGCCGGGCUGACACAGAGACAAACAACCAUUCACACUCAUGGUCAAUUUUAGAGCCACCAAUUAUCCUAACCUGCAUGCCUUUGGACUGUGGUGGAAACCCACGCAGACAACAUGCAAACUCCACACAGAAAGGCCCUCAUCGGCCGCUGGGCUCGAACCCAGGACCUUCUUGCUGUGAGGCAACAGCGCUAACCAGUCAUUUUUUUUUUAAAGAAUACUUUCAGUUCUCGCGCUACCAAUAUUUCCAAGGCCACACUGAGCUAACUAAAAAAUAUAAAUAAUCAUUCAAACAAAACGUUAUUUUGAUUUUGUACAUGAUUCAAAGUUCUGUAAAAAUAUGUUUGAACAAAUCUGCCUGUAAUUUCUUUUCAAAGUGUAUGUAAUGCCUUAUUGUAAUGCUUUAAAAUGAAUAUAUAUCAUUAGUAACAACCAAAAUGAAUUAAUAAAGCAGGGAGGAAAUAA